CGGCUGCCUUGUCUUGUUGCACCUCUCAUCCUUGCUCCUUCUUCCUCCUCUCCCCUUAAUCCCUUGUCAACGCGGCAACCAUGGCGGCCCCAAGGCUUCCAUUCCUUUACCCAAAUCUGAUGCGCGCAGUUCGAUCCUGCGAACCCCAUACCUACCGUUCUCUUCGCCUUUCAUCCCGCAACCAGUACGCUCCCUUCCACACCAGUCCACGACGAAAUCAGGAAACCUAUCAUCGAAGAUACGGGCCUGCCGCAGAAGCGAACCUACCACCGCCCUCCAAACCUAAAGAUGAACCAGCUCGUCAACAGCCCACCAACUCUUCAUCCGGGAAAGACAAGGACAGCAAUGCUGCUUCAUCUCCGAACCCAACCCCACCAGCGCAAUCGCAGCCAAAGGACACCGACACCACCUCCGAGGCCUCAUCACAGUCGCAACAAGACAAGUUUGCCUCUGCAGACACAGAACUGCUAGAUGAGGAGAAAUCCGCACAAGAACAAGAGCCCCGUGAAGACUCCGAGCCCAUCCUCGACGCCCGUGAUGCCGAUGAGGUCAAUGCUAUAUCAAGCGAAAGACCCCCCGAGGAAUCCAUCCAUCUUCACCAUCCACUCAACCAGAACCCUCUCGAGGGUGUACUUCACAUGCCAUCUCCUUCAUCCUACCUGACUACAACCGGCGGUCUCGCCUCCGAAAAUAACCACCCGAACCUCGCCCCAGCCCCUUACGUUCAUCAUUUCGAUACAUAUUCGCUCGUUCGCGACCUCUCCACAGGCGGCUUCUCCGAAGAACAAUCCGUCACAAUCAUGAAGGCAGUCCGGACCAUCCUACACAGUAACCUCGAUCUCGCACGCCAAAGCCUGACCUCCAAGUCGGACGUUGAGAACGAAUCCUACCUGUUCAAAGCAGCUUGCUCGGAACUCCAAUCCUCUUUACAGACGGCCAGAAACUCCGAAAUGCAGCGUCAGCGGACGUCCCGAACACAGCUACAGCACGAGUCUGACAUUCUAUCUCAACGCUUGAACCAGGAACUGGCCGGUCUGAAAGACGACAUCAAGGGAAUGUUCAACGAUCACAAGAUGACGACCCGCGAACAACAGCGGAGCAUCGACACCUCUGUACAGGAACUAAAUUACAAAAUCACAGUCUCUCUGAACAGUGACGGCAAGAGCGAAAUUGAGGGCCUGCGCUGGAUUCUAACCAGGAGAGCUGCUAUGGCCGUUGCUACUAGUGCCUUCAUGAUCAUCUGCUUCCUGAAGUACUACUCUGUCCGCAAGGCGCAGGAGAGCGCGGAGAAGAAAAAGAAAGAGCAAGAUCUCCCAGUCAAGGGCGGAACUAAAGAGGCCCGAGCAGCAGCUGCCGUCGCCGGCCGGGAUCCUCUCCAGCCCAAGUCGGCGCCAGUUCCGGGGGUUCAUCUUGGAGAGUCCCUUGGCUGAACUUCCAUUACCCUCCUUUCAUUCCCAGUUCAAAUGAUUUUACCGAUUGUACAACAACCAAUCCAUCUACUUCCUACUUCUCCUGUAUAUCAUCCAUUCUUAUACCAGUUAUAGAUCUUCUCCUUUUGUUUUCUUAGCCC
Molecule: messenger RNA, 1570 nt
Organism: Aspergillus welwitschiae
Lineage: Eukaryota; Fungi; Ascomycota; Eurotiomycetes; Eurotiales; Aspergillaceae
Product: CCDC90 family protein
Exons: 2
Coding region: 81-1430 (449 amino acids)
Cellular component (GO): mitochondrion
Source: RefSeq, a predicted model, not a curated record